This is a messenger RNA of Dentiscutata erythropus, 414 nucleotides long. The record is from the annotation of a GenBank genome assembly. NCBI's taxonomy places the organism in Eukaryota, Fungi, Glomeromycota, Glomeromycetes, Diversisporales, Gigasporaceae.
UGUUUCAAAAUUGUAACUUUAGAAAUGAGUAUAGCAAAACUUCCAACUCUUAGUCAAACUGUUCCUGCUUAUGACUAUUUAUUUGAAACUAUCAAAGAAUUUCAAAUAAAAAAUAAUCUUUCUUCUGGUAUCAAUGAGGCUACCAAUUUUGCUUUACAAAAAUUAGAGGAUUAUUAUUCAACUUCUGAUGGACUUAAAUAUAAACCCAUUGGCAACAAAGAAACAGAUGAAUCCUCACCUAAACUUAAUGCUUUAUCUACUCAUAUUUUUAAAAAAAGAAAAAUUGUACAAACAGAUGAAUUGAAUUCAUAUUUAAAAGAACCUCCAUCAAAUUAUGAUGUAGAUAUUUUAACAUAUUGGAAGCUUCAUCAGUCAGAAUAUCCUAAUCUUGCAAAAAUGGCCUAUGAUUUUUGA